UUCAAAUUUCAAAACAAACCUCAACUAUUUGGCUUCAACAUGCAAGUGUGCAAGUGUAUGUGCCAGCUAGUUGGUGGCUACUACACACACCAGCGGGCUUAGGAAAAACACAAAUACGAUGGACGCGGAGGAAAAGCACAAAUCUCCUCGCAACGCGAGCGUUACAGGAUCUUUCAAACUGCCGAAGAUUGAAGAUUUCGUCAUUUUAAAACCUAUCAGCCGCGGUGCUUUUGGCAAAGUCUAUCUUGCACGGAAGAAAUGCAACGCCCGCUUGUAUGCCGUUAAGGCCAUGAAUAAAGCGGACAUGGUGGAUAAAAACAUGACGGGCCAAAUGAAGGCAGAGAGAGAUGCCCUGGCUUUGAGCAAAAGUCCCUUCGUGGUUCACCUGUUUUAUUCUCUCCAGACGGCCACCAAAAUCUACCUGGUGAUGGAGUACCUCAUUGGAGGAGAUGUGAAAUCUCUCCUUCACAUUUGUGGAUAUUUUGAGCAGGACAUGGCGGUCAAAUACAUCUCCGAGGUUGCUCUCGCUUUGGACUACCUCCACCGCCAUGGCAUCAUCCACAGGGACCUAAAACCAGACAACAUGCUCAUUUCCAACGAGGGUCACAUUAAGUUAACCGACUUUGGGCUUUCCAAGGUGAAGCUUGACGGAGAACUGAAACUUACAGAUAUCCUAAACACACCCUCUGUGUCCAAAACCACAAAUUUCUCACGCACGCCUGGUCAAGUCAUGUCCUUAAUCAGCUCGAUUGGUUUUAACACCCCUGUGGCAGAAAAUAAACGCCACUGCAGCACCUCUGCCGUCUCUUGUGGCAAAAUGAUGGCGAAGAAUAACUGGUUGGGCUCCCCCUCCGUGAGGACAAAGGAGACCAUGAGCUCCCCGGCGCAGAAGCCCUGGAAGAAAGGGCCGCACAACUUCGUGUUCAGUGCGCACAACCUGGCCGUCAAUCUGACGCCCACGCUGAUGAAAACCAGGAAGCGCUUCGAGACCACGAGCGCCGGCAGCACCACCGACACCGAGGGAGGCAUCAGCCCGCUGUGGGAGUGCGAGGAGAAGGAAAAUGAGCAGAACAAACAGAAGGCAAGAGCACAUUUGGAGUCCCACGUGAAGGCUGAUGCAUGCGACCCCCCAGAAACUGCUCUUCGAACCCCCCCACCGUCCUUCAAACGGCCGUUUUCCGACGUGCAGGUGAGCCCAGAGGCUCCGGAGCGCCUCGCUAAGAGGAGCACUGAGCACUACAGACGAUGCCACGACCUUCCCGGCGAGACCGCCGCCAUUCACACCGGCCUCACCGGAGCCUUCUCCGACGUGGCGAUCGUGAUGGCCUCCCUGGGCCCCCUUUCUGUGACUCUUCCAGCGCUCCCCGGCGCUGUGGCCAAGAGCCUCUUUACCCAAAUGGAAAAAUCGCCAGCAGCGGAGGAGGAGCACUUUGACCGCAAGGACUUGUCAGAUUCCAGCUUCACGUCACCGCUUGGCGGCAGAAUUUGUCGGAGUUUGAGUCUGGAUUCUGACAUGUCGGAGACAUCGCUGACGAUCAGCGGCCUCGACCCCGUCAGGCUUCCCGAAAUGAGCGCAACGGGUUCCCCCGAGGAGCUCGCCGAGGCGUCCGCCUCCCCGGCGUCGUCCUUCCUGCGGUCCAAGAACGCGGUGGCGUUCCGGAGCUACUGCAGCUCCAUCAACCGCUCCGACGUGUCGCGGCUCAGCGUGGGCUCGGCCCUGGACGCGUCCUCGCCCGCCGUCGUCCUCGCCACGCCGGUCCAGAGGAAGACCAGCUCCGGCAGCUCGCUCUACCAGACUCCUCAGGCCGUGUCCACCUCGCACACCCCCUUCCGGACUCCCAAAAGUGUGCGACGGGGGGCGCUUCCCGUGGAGGGGGCGCCCAUUUUAGGGACCCCCGACUAUCUGGCCCCCGAGCUGCUUUUGCGGACGUCUCAUGGGAAGUGUCGCUACGACUGCAUGGUGGACUGGUGGGCGCUGGGCGUGUGUCUGUUCGAGUUCCUGGCCGGCGUGCCACCCUUCAACGAUGAGACGCCGCAACUCGUCUUCCAGAAUAUUCUCAACAGAGACAUCCCCUGGCCCGAAGGAGACGAGGAGCUGUCAGACAACGCCAGGAACACCAUCGACAUCCUCCUGACCGUGGACAAGACCAAGCGGGCGGGACUCAAAGAGCUGAAGCGCCACCCGCUGUUCGAGGGCUGUGACUGGGAGAACCUCCACACUCAGCCCAUGCCGUUCAUCCCGCAGCCGGAUGACGAGACGGACACGUCGUACUUCGAGGCCCGGAACAACGCGCAGCAAAUCGUUUUGUCCGCCUUCAGUUUCUAGCCAACACGACGCGUCCCAUUGCCAUCAUUUAAAUGCAGUAACAUGUUCAAAAAACAAAAACAUCUUAUGUGCAAUCACGACUUAUUUGAUGAAAGUAUUUUCUUUUUAUGCCAUUGAGCUCUUAAGGUUUAUUUUAUCAGUUUCCCAUUCAAAAAGAAGCACUGGUUUUGUUUUCCCUUGGCGUUUGUAGAGAAUGUUUAUGAUUGCGGCACUUGCUGUUCAACUGCUAUUAAUAUAUUCAACAGUUCUGUAUUUUUUUGUGUCAAGUGUACUUGUAAAGAUGGUUCAAAUGCUGCUUCCAAAUACAAUCCUGCUGCUUUUUAUGACCUGACACGCUGUCCAGUUCAAAGUUUUAAUGUUUCCCUUGACAGAGAAAAGCAAAUAAAAUGUU
This is a messenger RNA of Phycodurus eques (leafy seadragon), 2717 nucleotides long. It is a transcript of the gene mastl, whose product is annotated as microtubule associated serine/threonine kinase-like. Bases 119 to 2326 code for a protein of 735 amino acids. The transcript is spliced from 14 exons. Gene Ontology annotation, biological process: peptidyl-serine phosphorylation; intracellular signal transduction. Gene Ontology annotation, cellular component: nucleus. NCBI's taxonomy places the organism in Eukaryota, Metazoa, Chordata, Actinopteri, Syngnathiformes, Syngnathidae. Gene Ontology annotation, molecular function: ATP binding; protein serine/threonine kinase activity. The record is from RefSeq and is a predicted model, not a curated record.